Molecule: messenger RNA, 528 nt
Organism: Ilyonectria robusta
Lineage: Eukaryota; Fungi; Ascomycota; Sordariomycetes; Hypocreales; Nectriaceae
Exons: 1
Coding region: 28-303 (91 amino acids)
Source: RefSeq, a predicted model, not a curated record
UCUGCAUGCCUUCAAGCACUUUCCAAUAUGUCGUCAGGUCUGGAAUGGACGUAUAAUCCAUGCCUCAGUUGUGGCACCCAGACAGAGGGAGCAACUUACUGCUCUGAUUCCUGUCGGCUGUCAGAAUACGAGAAGACGCCAGCGUCGAUUCACAGUUCGAGCUCGCCUUCUACGCAUAUCACACAGUCUCCUUCAACAUCGCCAGCCCAAGAUGCCGGGGUAUCGGCCAAGGCAGAGAAGGAAUUGAGAGCGUACAACAUGUCAUUGGACCAGUCGAAGAUGAAGAGGAGAGCAUCGCGUUGAAGCCGAAAUAUCUCCACUCCAUUCGCGGGGCGGGAACAGGUGCCCACAAUUGAGAAGAGCUACUGCGGGGGCGUUUACUGCGUAAUUCAGACGGGUGGGUCAAGCCACUGAAGCAACUUCUACAGCGCACAUGCCUCCAGCAGAGGGGCGCUCUUGCUGUGGGCUCUGAUUCCGACAGAGAUAAAUGGAAGUUCGAUGAAUGGAAAUAAAAUUGGACAAGCCGCU